AAAGUGUUCACGCCGUGAUUGCAAGUGUCUCAUCAUUGCCGGCCCAGCAGGCGAAGUAGAGAGAUGCCAUCUCAGGAUACAAGGCACUCGGGCAGGAGGAGCUUAAGCUAACCCUAACACGGAAUGUCGCCGCCCGGAGUUCGACGGGCAUGGCUGACUCAACGUUUCGUGAUUCCUGCGGGCAAAUCGCCAUCUAUAAACCCUUCCUCAGAUUGAUAUCCGCCCAGCCUUUCCACUCACGCAGUACAAAUUGCUUCGUUGGCAUUGAGUGGAGGACAAAGCCCGGAAUCAUGGCACUCACAGGAACGUCUGCGCGCCGACUACUUUGCGAAGCACGAUCAGUCUUGCUCGUCCCUCAGAAGCGAUCGUUCGAGCGGACGUUCGCCACUGCCGUCACCGAUCCACCACCACCUACGACGACAGCCAGUCAGGCACGACCUACAACGGCCUUCAGUGAUCGCCUCAAUGCUGGCCCAUCCUUUACCGAUUUCGUUUCUGGAAAGCCCAAAAGCGAGCCACUCUCCGAGAACGAUGCCUACGAGCUACAGACCGUUCAGAUCGGACCAGAAGGUCGCAAACGAUCGCACACUCGGCUUCCGCCAUGGCUCAAGACACCUAUUCCAAACAACGACAACUACAAGCGCAUCAAGAACGAUCUGAGAGGACUCAAUCUGCACACCGUCUGCGAAGAGGCGCGAUGUCCGAACAUCAGCGAUUGCUGGGGGGGCUCAAAUAAAUCGGCCGCCACCGCUACGAUCAUGCUUAUGGGUGACACUUGCACUCGAGGAUGCCGAUUUUGCAGUGUCAAGACAUCAAAUAAGCCACCACCACUCGACCCGCACGAACCCGAGAACACCGCAGAAGCGCUAAAGAGAUGGGGGUUGGGAUACGUCGUCUUGACGAGUGUCGAUCGCGACGACCUCGCGGAUGGUGGCAGCCGGCAUUUCGCAGAGACGAUCAUUAAGAUCAAGCAGAAAGCGCCGCAUAUACUUGUCGAGGCUCUGACUGGAGAUUACGCAGGCGACCUUGAUCAGGUAGCGCUGGUCGCGCGCAGUGGCCUGGAUGUUUAUGCGCACAACGUUGAGACCACAGAGGAGUUGACACCCAUGGUUCGCGAUCGCCGGGCAAAGUUCCGUCAGUCACUCGCAGUCCUCCGAGCAGCCAAAGCCGCGAAACCAACCCUCAUCACCAAAACCUCCAUUAUGCUCGGACUCGGCGAGACGGAGGAUCAAUUAUGGCGAACACUCAAGGAACUGCGCGCGGCGGAUGUGGAUGUUGUGACAUUCGGACAAUACAUGCGACCGACCAAGAGGCACAUGAAGGUUGAGGAGUACGUCACUCCGGCGACUUUCGAGAUGUGGAGACAGCGAGCUCUGGACAUGGGCUUCUUGUACUGUGCGUCAGGCCCGCUGGUGAGGAGCAGUUACAAGGCCGGAGAAGCGUUCAUCGAGAACGUGUUGAAGAAGCGGGCGAAGCACAGUGCGCUUCUGAGUGCACAGGGAGAGGGCGAGGCGAAAUCAAAUUCGGAGGCGAAGAGUGCUUGAAUGUGUUUGCCUCUUCUCUUCGUGUCAUAGAUCGGCGUUGGAUUAAUAAAUGCAUUGCAGGG
Messenger RNA from Dissoconium aciculare CBS 342.82, 1606 nucleotides. Its product is annotated as mitochondrial Lipoyl synthase. NCBI's taxonomy places the organism in Eukaryota, Fungi, Ascomycota, Dothideomycetes, Mycosphaerellales, Dissoconiaceae. The transcript has a single exon. Gene Ontology annotation, biological process: lipoate biosynthetic process. Gene Ontology annotation, molecular function: 4 iron, 4 sulfur cluster binding; lipoate synthase activity. The record is from RefSeq and is a predicted model, not a curated record. Bases 291 to 1544 code for a protein of 417 amino acids. Gene Ontology annotation, cellular component: mitochondrion.